Oncorhynchus masou masou (cherry salmon) is the source of this 3831-nucleotide messenger RNA. Its product is annotated as zinc finger protein 471-like. The record is from RefSeq and is a predicted model, not a curated record. The transcript is spliced from 3 exons. Gene Ontology annotation, biological process: regulation of transcription by RNA polymerase II. Gene Ontology annotation, molecular function: DNA-binding transcription factor activity; RNA polymerase II cis-regulatory region sequence-specific DNA binding. Bases 205 to 1770 code for a protein of 521 amino acids. NCBI's taxonomy places the organism in Eukaryota, Metazoa, Chordata, Actinopteri, Salmoniformes, Salmonidae.
CGUAAACGGAAGUGAACAAUAAUUUCCAAGUUAGCGUUUUAUUGUUGUAUUUAGACGUUUAUUAACACCCUAGAACUCAACAUAUGACUAAAUGAACUGCACAGCAUCACAUCCUUACCCAAUUUAGUGUUUAAUUUGCGUUGGAAACAGGACUUAAAUUAUAGGUUUUAUAUAAGUAAAGCUAGCUAGCCGUUAACGCUAACAAUGGCUAACUGUAUGGUUUUUCACACUCAAAUAGCCUCCAUUAUGGAGGUUCUAGCGAAUGCAGCCGUGGCAGACAUCUGUAAACUCGUAGACGACGACUAUGCAGUGUUUCGUUUGGAAAUAACUCAAAGCCAGAAAGAAAACGGGGCACUGAGGAGGAAACUACAGCUACUGGAAAUGAAGGUGGCACGGGAGCGCGCAGAGAGGACAAUGAUGCGAGAGCGCAUCGUCCCAGGGAGUACUACGAGUAGUGUCAAGAUCCUGGACCGAUACAGAGGAAUGGCAAGAGGUGAAGGACAUCUCACUGGAGGUCACAGGAUCUCUGUGAAGCCAGUAGGACACAAUACAUGGAGAGAUGACCAACCAAUCACUGUUGAUGAGGGGAGUGGAAUCUCAACACAGCAUGUUAUCAUGAUAGAGUCUGCAGAUGCAGAAGCUGCUGGUCCUGGGGUCAAGCUGGAGAGGUCUGAAGGAGAGGAUGACCCACGACACAGCAGAGACAUCCAGACUGGAGCGCCCCCUGUAGCCACGGCUGAUUCCACCAUUUCCCCAGCGCAGCACAGGACCCGACGUAGCAUCACGGAGGUCAGUGGAGCGCCGAACACCGUACUCAAGUCAGAGACCGACACAGAGACUUUAAUGGGGCUGGGGCAACUGGGCUGUCCUCCUGCUCCCCGCUCAGAUAAUUUACUUUACGGUAACCAGAGCCCGGUUCUAUCCCAUCAGGACUCAGGUGAUGCAUUACAGACUGGCAAUGAUCCAUCCUGUUCAUACGCUACAGAGACUGAGAUGAUACCUGGUGACACAUCUGUGGACAUAGAUACACAGACUAAUCCAAUGAGAGGUGACUGGAACCGGUACAGUAGUAGUGUAUACUCUGAAGGGUGCCUAAAUAAGAAACGGGAGGUUAUAGUCUUAGAUGACAUGAUUGUGAAAGUGGAGGACGACACUCCUCUGACAUGGAAUGCAAACGAAACUCACUUAGGAGGACACUCGCAGGGCAACACCAGUGACUUCUUAGACUACAGGGAAAGCUUAGAGACAAAUUCAAAUGUCGCAACCCACUCCCCUUUACAUGCGUUCAGGGAUCAUGACACAGUGUCUACGUCAAUGGGGCCUUCCGAUUCACAUGGCCGCGUCCUUUUUGAUCAGGUAUUGAACUCAAACGACAGGGCUAGAGCCCAGGCUCAGGGAGGGCAAGCCACAUCAGGCAAUAGUAAAGAGAAACGGUUCCUCUGCAUGUUCUGUCACAAAGGCUUCAGUUGCCUCCAGAAGGUGGAGAGUCACCAGAGGGUCCACACAGGGGAGAAAUCCUUCAGCUGUACCCAGUGUGAGAAGAGGUUCUCCCACCAGCACCACCUGAAGAGGCACCAGAGGGUCCACACAGGGGAGAAACCCUACAGCUGCCCCCAGUGUGAGAAGAGGUUCUCCCGCCAGGACCAGCUGAAGAUGCACCUGAAGGUCCACACGGGAGAAAGGCCAUUCGCCUGUACACACUGCGGGAAAAGAUUCUCAGAGAGGAGCUACCUUAGGACACACCAGCAGAAAAACCAUUCUACUCUAUAGCAUAGAAAAUAACCAUUCCACUUGAUAGCUUCUGACAUUUAGAUCAAACCCUGCAUUAAAGACAAAGAUUAAUUUUCAUUGUCACCAUCAGAAAAGAUUCACAGAUGCAUUUGGAAUAACAAGAGUAACAGAUUUCAGUGUUGAAUGUUCCUCGGUAGAAUAUUGCAUCCAGACAUUGAUAUAUACACUGCUCAAAAAAAUAAAGGGAACACUAAAAUAACACAUCCUAGAUCUGAAUGAAUUAAAUAUUUUUAUUAAAUACUUUUUUCUUUACAUAGUUGAAUGUGCUGACAACAAAAUCACACACAAAUUAUCAAUGGAAAUCAAAUUUAUCAACGCAUGGAGGUCUGGAAAACCACACUACAGGCUGAUCCAACUUUGAUGUAAUGUCCUUAAAACAAGUCACAAUGAGGCUCAGUAGUGUGUGUGGCCUCCACGUGCCUGUAUGACCUCCCUACAAUGCCUGGGCAUGCUCCUGAUGAGGUGGCUGAUGAUGGUCUCCUGAGGGAUCUCCUCCCAGACCUGGACUAAAGCAUCCGCCAACUCCUGGACAAUCUGUGGUGCAACGUGGCGUUGGUGGAUGGAGCGAGACAUGAUGUCCCAGAUGUGCUCAAUUGGAUUCAGGUCUGGGGAACGGGCGGGCCAGUCCAUAGCAUCAAUGCCUUCCUCUUGCAGGAACUGCUGACACACUCCAGCCACAUGAGGUCUAGCAUUGUCUUGCAUUAGGAGGAACCCAGGACCAACCGCACCAGCAUAUGGUCUCACAAGAGGUCUGAGGAUCUCAUCUCGGUACCUAAUGGCAGUCAGGCUACCUCUGGCGAGCACAUGGAGGACUAUGCGGCCCCCCAAAGAAAUGCCACCCCACACCAUGACUGACCCACCACCAAACCGGUCAUGCUGGAGGAUGUUACAGGCAGCAGAGCGUUCUCCACAGCGUCUCCAGACUGUCACGUCUGUCACGUGCUCAGUGUGAACCUGCUUUCAUCUGUGAAGAGCACAGGGCACCAGUGGCAAAUUUGCCAAUCUUGGUGUUCUCUGGCAAAUGCCAAACGUCCUGCACGGUGUUGGGCUGUAAGCAUAACCCCCACCUGUGGAUUUCGGGCCCUCAUACCAUCCUCAUGGAGGUUGUUUCUGACCGUUUGAGCAGACACAUGCACAUUUGUGGCCUGCUGGAGGUCAUUUUGCAGGGCUCUGGCAGUGCUCCUCCUUGCACAAAGGCGGAGGUAGCGGUCCUGCUGCUGGGUUGUUGCCCUCCUACGGCCUCCUCCACGUCUCCUGAUGUACUGGCCUGUCUUCUGGUAGCGCCUCCAUGUCAGCGUAGUGUCCAGAGCAGACACAGCAAACCUUCUUGCCACAUCUCGCAUUGAUGUGCCAUCCUGGAUGAGCUGCACUACCUGAGCCACUUGUGUGGGUUGUAGACUCCGUCUCAUGCUACCACUAGAUUGAAAGCACCGCCAGCUUUCAAAAGUGACCAAAACAUCAGCCAGGAAGCAUAGGAACUGAGAAGUGGUCUGUGGUCCCCACCUGCAGAACCACUCCUUUAUUGGGGGGUGUCUUGCUAAAUGACUAUAAUUUCCACCUGUUGUCUAUCCCAUUUGCACAACAGCAUGUGAAAUGUAUUGUCCAUCAGUGUUGCUUCCUAAGUAGACAGUUUGAUUUCACAGAAGUGUGAUUGACUUGGAGUUACAUUGUGUUGUUUAAGUGUUCCCUUUAUCUUUUUGAGCAGUGUAUAUCACAAUGUGACAAUGUAUAUCACAAUAUAUACAAGCCUAAAAAGUCUGUUACAUAGUGGGUUUGUACUGUGGAGGAUAUAUAAUGUUCAUAAAUGCCUAUUUCAUUAUUUCCAUUCAACUACUUAAUUUUUUUCCAAAAACACUUUGAGAAAAUGAAUGCAGUAUCAAGUUCAUGCAGCCUUUUAGGUGUGACGUGUAUAUGUGGUUUUCAUAUUCUGUAUUUAAAUCAUGUUUAUGUUUAAUAAACAUAUAAUGGGACUUUUCCUGAAGACUUUUAUUCACCCCUUUGAUUUCUUCAAAUUUUCUAAUAAAGUAUGAUUAAAAUGGA